Molecule: messenger RNA, 627 nt
Organism: Vanrija pseudolonga
Lineage: Eukaryota; Fungi; Basidiomycota; Tremellomycetes; Trichosporonales; Trichosporonaceae
Exons: 2
Coding region: 1-627 (208 amino acids)
Source: RefSeq, a predicted model, not a curated record
AUGUUCGCUCUCAAGACUGCUAUCAUCUCCCUCCUGGCCGCUACCACCGCGCUUGCCGCACCAGCGCCGGUCGAGCGUGCUGGCGCACCCGAAAUCUACAGCCACUUCCAGACGAUCAACGGCGGCAACUUCUGUCUUGACCUGCGCGAUGGUGUCGUGGCCAACGGCACGGCUGCUCAGCUCUGGGAAUGCGUGUACCCGAACGACAACCAGCUCUUCACUCAAGGAACAGGAAGUGCAAUCCACUCCACCAAGAGCUGGUGGUUCGUUCUCGACGCCGGCCUCAACCCUCAAAACGGCUCCAAGGUCCACUUCUGGCAGUACUACUACUGGAACCCCUCCCCCAACAUCCUCCCACAGCAAAACUGGGAGUGGGUGCAGACUAGGUGGGGGCCGUACAACUACCUCAAGCUCAAGGACUAUGGUGCGUGUUGGACAGAGGAAGACGGCAUCGCGCCCCAUGAACAAUGGCUAACGCGCUCAGACCUCUGCCUCGACGUCACGGACGGCGGAUUCUACAAUGGCAACCAGCUCCAAGUGUGGAAGUGCACCCAGGGACCAAACCAGCUCUUCAAAUCCGUCGCACUGGAACAGGCUGGCAAGCCUCUCACCCCUCCUCAGCAGUGA